Meloidogyne enterolobii is the source of this 640-nucleotide messenger RNA. The record is from the annotation of a GenBank genome assembly. Lineage: Eukaryota; Metazoa; Nematoda; Chromadorea; Rhabditida; Meloidogynidae.
AUGUCAGUAGCAGCACAAAAACUUCCCCCUUUACCACCACUUUAUGAAUGCAUAAAUUGUGAAAUGAGUGCAGAAGAUGUUUCUUCUUCAAUGACUUCUGGAUGUAGACAAAAUAAAUGUAAAGGCCAUUUCUGUGUUUACGCAGCCCAAAGAAUAUUUUCCAACAAUUGGUCAACCAAUAGAAAUGGAAAUAAUAAUGGACAACAAACUUCCCCUUCCCCAAAAAUGCACGAAAAACGUGGCUGUAUAAACGUAACAACGCCUACUUUUGUUCAACUUGGAUGUACACACAAAUGGGUACAGAAUGAAUUGGAAGAGAUUUAUUGUGCUUGCAAGGGGAAUACUUGCAAUUUCGACUUGGCAACAGCUAGUCAGUCUUUGGCAGAAAAACAACUAGUAUCACCUUUAAAGCUCAUAUUUUUUUCUGUUAUUUUUAUUUAUUUUUUACUCAUUUUUUUAGUGCCUUAAUUUCUUAAAAUAAAUUUCUUUUUUGAAUUUUUUCGAUAUAAAAAAAUGAAAAUCGGAGGUACGGGUACCUCACAAAUCCUUCAAGUGAAUUCAAACGAGGUCAACAAUGAUUGGAAAGAAAAUGACUUGGGGAUUCACAAAAAUUUAAGGAAAGGAAUCAAAAGAGGAUUAA